AUGAAUAAAGAAAUGUAUCUAGGUAUUUUGAAACACAAAUUAAUUGAAGCAGUGAAGAAUAUGCCUUAUCCGAUAAAUAAUGUAACUUUCCAGCACGACAAUGAUCCCAAACAUACCGCCAAGAUCCGUAAGAGGAUUGACAUUCUCAUUGGUAAUGACUAUUACUACAGUUUCCUAUUAAAUGAGAAGUUGAAGAUAAAUGAACACUUAUACUUGGUUGAUUCCAUCUUUGGCUGGAUAUGUUCAGGUGUGCAACGGAAUCUCAAGAAUGAGUAUGUACAGGUGAUAACAUAUAUGCAGAAAGAGACUCCUAUGAUGCCGUCUCCUGACCUCCCUUUAAAAGAGAUUCAAAGUCAAAGCAAAAUAAUCUUUAUUUAA
Messenger RNA from Diatraea saccharalis (sugarcane borer), 378 nucleotides. The record is from the annotation of a GenBank genome assembly. NCBI's taxonomy places the organism in Eukaryota, Metazoa, Arthropoda, Insecta, Lepidoptera, Crambidae.